AUGGCAGCUCCUCAACAUCAACAAGUCCCUAUGCCUGAUUUAUCCAACGCAAUUGUAGCACAGGAUGAGAUGGGCAGACCAUUUAUUAUUGUCAGAGACCAAUCAAAUAAAAGAAGACAACAUGGACUAGAGGCUAAAAAAUCCCAUAUUUUUGCAGCAAGAGCUGUCUGUGACAUUAUUAAAUCAUCUUUAGGACCAAGAGGUUUAGAUAAAAUUUUAAUUAGCCCAGAUGGCGACAUCACGAUCACAAACGAUGGCGCUACCAUUCUAUCCCAGAUGGAGUUGGACAAUGAAAUUGCUAAAUUAUUAGUUGAAUUAUCCAAGUCGCAAGAUGAUGAGAUUGGUGAUGGUACUACUGGUGUAGUUGUUUUAGCUUCAUCUCUAUUGGACCAAGCUCUGGAAUUAAUUGAAAAAGGUAUUCAUCCAAUUAAAAUUGCCAAUGGUUUCGAUGAGGCUUGUAAAAUUGCUGUUAAACAUCUAGAUACUAUUGGUCAGGACUUAUUCAAUGUCGAUAGAAAAAAUUUUAUUGACAUGUUAUAUAAAGUGGCUUCCACUUCUCUAAAUUCUAAAAUUGUCUCCAAGGAGCACCACAAGUUUGCAUCUAUGGCUGUUGACGCCAUUGUUUCUGUUGUUGAUUGGGAACGUAAGGAUGUAGAUUUUGAACUGAUUAAGUUGGAAGGUAGAGUUGGUGGUUCGCUAAAAGAUAGCAAACUAAUCAAUGGUGUUUUAUUAGAUAAAGAUUUUUCACAUCCUCAAAUGCCAAAGAAGAUUGUUCCUAAAGAGGGGCAAGAUUCUGUCAAAUUAGCUAUAUUAACUUGCCCGUUUGAACCGCCAAAACCUAAGACUAAACACAAGUUAGAUAUUUCUACUGUUCAGGAAUAUGAGAAAUUACAAAACUACGAGCAAGAUAAAUUUAAAGAGAUGAUCACUUUUGUUAAAGACUCGGGAGCAGAUGUAGUAAUAUGUCAGUGGGGGUUCGAUGAUGAGGCUAACCAUUUAUUGUUACAGAAUGAACUACCUGCUGUUAGAUGGGUUGGUGGUCAGGAGUUAGAAUUAAUUGCUAUCGCCACCAAUGGUCGUAUAGUUCCACGUUUCCAAGAUUUGUCGGCUGAAAAAUUGGGCAAAUGUUCUUCUGUUUCUGAAUUGGAAUUUGGUACCACAAAAGAUCGUAUGUUAGUAAUUGAAAACGAACAUAAGAAAAACAAGGAUGAUAAAUACACAAAUAUGGUCACCUGUUUCAUUAGAGGUUCCAACAAGAUGAUUGUGGACGAGGCUAAAAGAGCUUUACACGAUUCCUUAUGCGCAGUUCGUAAUUUAUGCAAGGACUCAAGGAUUGUUUAUGGUGGUGGUGCUGCGGAAGUUUCUAUGUCAUUGGCCGUUUCAGAAGAAGCUGACAAACAAAGAGGCAUUGAUCAGUAUGCUUUCCGUGGAUUUGCUAAGGCUUUGGACUCUAUUCCAAUGACUUUAGCUGAAAACAGUGGUUUAGAUCCAAUAGAAGUUUUAUCUAGCAUUAAAAGUGCGCAAGCAAGAGAAAAUAUUUCUAAUCUCGGUGUUGACUGCCUAGGUAAUAAUACCAAUGAUAUGGAAGAGUUGUUUGUGGUCGAUCCAUUGGUUGGCAAAAAACAACAAAUAUUGUUGGCCACACAACUAUGUAGAAUGAUCUUGAAAAUAGAUAAUGUAAUUAUAAGCGGUAAAGACAACUAUUAA
Messenger RNA from Saccharomycodes ludwigii, 1707 nucleotides. It is a transcript of the gene CCT5, whose product is annotated as chaperonin-containing T-complex subunit CCT5. The coding region runs from base 1 to 1707 and encodes 568 amino acids. Gene Ontology annotation, biological process: protein folding. Gene Ontology annotation, molecular function: ATP-dependent protein folding chaperone; ATP binding; ATP hydrolysis activity. NCBI's taxonomy places the organism in Eukaryota, Fungi, Ascomycota, Saccharomycetes, Saccharomycodales, Saccharomycodaceae. The record is from RefSeq and is a predicted model, not a curated record. The transcript has a single exon. Gene Ontology annotation, cellular component: chaperonin-containing T-complex.